Molecule: messenger RNA, 2016 nt
Organism: Gastrolobium bilobum
Lineage: Eukaryota; Viridiplantae; Streptophyta; Magnoliopsida; Fabales; Fabaceae
Exons: 5
Coding region: 9-1661 (550 amino acids)
Molecular function (GO): protein heterodimerization activity
Source: RefSeq, a predicted model, not a curated record
UGUAAUUGAUGGCUCUGCUGGGUGAGGAUGGGCGCGGUUACGAGCUGGCGCGGAAGCUUGACUCGUGUGGGGUAUGGCGAACGUGGCUUGGCGAUUCCACCUACUCCAACUUUUCACGCUCUCUCGCUUCUCCUUCUGCUUGGGAUUCCUUCAUCACAACACACCCUUCCAAUUCUAGGGCACACAUUCACCUUCAACUCAGGGUCCGUGCCCUCCUCUUCGAUAAAGCCUCUUCCGCUUCUCUCUUCCCGAAUUCCAAUCCCUCUCCCUCUCUUUCACGCCUCAAUCCAUCUUUUCUGCAUUUGCACGCCGAUGACAUUUACUUCACCCUAGAAGAUGCUCCAACUUCCUCUAAGAAUCAAUCGAAAUCAGGUUCUGGCUCUGGAUCAAGAUAUGCUGAUUCUGAUUUGCCUGAAACAUGGUAUAAUCAGUGCAUCGAGAAGUUUAAGGCUACCAAGAAGUUUCUUCCUGGGGACAGAGAAUCGCAGAAGCGUUCACCGGUUGAGAUGGCUUCUUAUCUUAUGCAUGUUAAUAAUCAUAAAAAAAGGCGUGUGGCGUUUAAGGAAGAUCAGCUUGUUGAUGAUGGUAAUUUAGUUGAUGAUGACUCUUCCGUUAUUUUUCCAGAGAUGAUGUUUGCAUUUAACUGUGUGCCCGACAGUGCACUUCCACCGAUUAACAGAGUGGAAAAUAACCAGAAGGUGAAGUUGUUUGGUGUUCUUGAUGCCUUGCCUCCUCUUCCUACUAGGAGUCCUGUUAUGAUUGAGAGACUUGGUGUUAGGCCUGAGUACCUUAAUAUGGAACAUGGAGGAAGCUUGAACCGUGGGAAAUUUGGACCUGAGGGAAAUAACAAGCUUCUUGGUCCUGAGCAAGCUUCGAAACUGUCUGAAAAGGUAGUAGCACGUGUUUUGUUAGGUGUGGGAUUUGAUGCUGCCAUGGAAACUCCAGUAGAAUACUUCUCUGAAGUACUCAGCCAUCGCAUCUGUAAAAUAGGAACAAAUCUGAAAGUGCUUGCUGAUAGUUAUAGAAAACAGUGCUCGGCCAUUGAACUUCUAAAGAUGUUGCUUAAAACAGUGGGUUUUAGUAAUUUUGCGCCUUUAGUGGAUUUGGUUAAGGAUGGCUCCAGGAAUAUUGUGCAACAAAGUCAGCAACAAGUUCAUGGAAUUCAGCCACAGGUGCAGCCACAGCAGCAGGGUUCCCUCCGGCUACCUCAGCAAGUUCAGAUGCAGAGACAGAUACAUCCACAGAUGCAGCAGUUUUUACAACAGCAACAACAACAUCUACAGCAACAGCAGUUAAUCAGAAGGCGCUCAGCAUCUACUCCCCGCCCUGCUAUGGAUAUAGAUAAGGAAAGACCAUUGGUUCAAGUCAAGAUUGAAAACCCAUCAGAUUUACCAAUUGAUGGUAAUGCCUUCAAUUCCAGACAUCCUCAAAUGCAGUUUAGGCAGCAGCAGUUGGCUGCAAUGUCAAGUUUCCAUCCUCAAUCUAACACUCAGUUCAGACAGAUGAGUUCCCUACAAAUACCCCAAAUGCAGUCGCAGAACAUUGGCAUGGUUAGAGCCCCGCCUGUGAAGGUGGAAGGCUUCCAGGAAUUGAUGGGUGGGGAUUCUACAACGAAGCAUGAUUCCGAGGAAAAUAGACUGACUUCUCCCACCGGCAAAUAGCUUUUCUAGUGCACCACGCGAGCAUCCCUGGAGACCCUUUGAAUUUGGUAUCGUCUAUGCCAAAUUUUGUCAUGGCCUUUAUUGUGAUAAAGGUUUUUCUUCGGUGUACUUUGUAUAUUACUCCACACAUGGUGCACCAUAGCAAGUGUACCAUGUUGGAUCAAAUAUAAUUCAAUUCAUUGCUCCCUUAAUGGAUGUUCUGUAAAAAAAUAGAUCAAAUUUUGUUGGCAUAUAUCACCUUUAACGUUUGUGAUUAUUUACUGUGCUUCACUGGCUUACGCUUUCUGUAUACUCGAAAGACAAGCCGGAAAUGUGUAACUAGCCUUGCUACUUUUUCCACCUGUUGGAUUAUUAG